Molecule: messenger RNA, 3635 nt
Organism: Drosophila busckii
Lineage: Eukaryota; Metazoa; Arthropoda; Insecta; Diptera; Drosophilidae
Gene: mwh
Exons: 6
Coding region: 973-3399 (808 amino acids)
Biological process (GO): cortical actin cytoskeleton organization; regulation of cell shape; cell migration
Cellular component (GO): cytosol
Molecular function (GO): small GTPase binding; actin filament binding
Source: RefSeq, a predicted model, not a curated record
GCGGACGUCGCGUUGCUUGUUCAAAUAUUUAACUCGCAUUUAUAUUGAGCUGAACUUACAGUUAAGUUGAACGAUGGCUUUGUUAGCUGUAUUAAAGGUCUAGCAAAGUACAAUCGCAUGAACAGAUAAAAAGCGCGUAGUAUGCAGCCUAGAGCAUAGUUCUAAGCAAUUAAAACUAUAUGCUGGAGUAGGCUAAGAGUGCGGAUAUAAUUAAGUGCAAUUGUGAUUGGACUGCUACUCCUCCACUUUGGCGUUUGGCGUUUGUUACGUGUCGGCGACGAUUACGCGAUAUUUUCUUGUUGUGCGUUCUCGAGAGAAACGAGUUUGAUUCGAUAGAAAAGUGUUCUGUGUGCCGUCUGCAUCUUCGACCCCUGGCCUCUCCUCUCCUCGAUUGGUCACAUUGUUGGAGCCUAACAGCAUUGCGAGCGAGUGAGCGCGCGCGCUGAUUGCAUUCUAACGGUAAAACGAGUACAACGCUGUCGCUGACUCCAACAACAACAACAACAACAACUGACAACUGUGGACUGGCCCGGCCCGGUACGAGAUACAAGAAUUGGCCUAUUGCAGCAUCCACAGCACAGAACACAACGAAUGCAACCAUCACUAAGUAGCAUAGAGCUUGCGAGUUUGCUUUUGUGCUAAUCUUCUCAAUUUAUGGCUCUUGUUCUUGCCUGACUUCGAUGACGCCGCUACCAAGUGCAAGAAAGCCAACUAACAACAGCUAUAGCAACAACAACAAACAAAAUAAAAAGUGACUGUGUGUGUGUGUGUGUGUGUGUGGACAUUUUGAGAACGUUCUGCAUUGGCCCAAUUUGAAUUCGUGUCAUUACUCGCAUAUGCAACGCUCCAAAUCGGAUUUCAAACUGGCCUAAAAUAGAGACAACAAAAAAGUGAACAAGCGAGACCUCAACGCUGCGGCGAGCGCCACAUUCUCAAUCCAGGCAUAGACCGCGUCUCGCUUCUCCAUACGACAUGGCGCCCAGCGUGUGCGAGAUCACGCCCAAGCUCCAGGCACCACAGCCGCCCUCGCAGAGCACGCCCGCCGGCUCCAGCGUUGGUGGCACCAACAAAUGCGGCGCCAGCAGCUUGAACGGCUCGCUUGCCUCAUACAAAAUGGCGGGCUCCGAGCAGAGUUGGCCGCAGGCACCUGUCUACAGCAAGGAGAACCAACGUCCGCCUGUCUACAAUCCCGAGGACUAUGUGCUCUCCUUGCGCAAGUUUAUCAAGGGCAGCAGCAACGGCAGCGGCAAUCCCAAACAGUUGUCCAUCUACGAUGUCAACAUCAAUGCCAGCGCCAAGGAGGACGCCUUCAAGGCCGCUACGCUGCCCACCAAGCACUCCGGCUACAAAAGCCCCAUACCAGCGCCACCUGAGAGCGACAGCGAAAUGUCGCUGCGUCAGUUUGGCUCCAUCACAGAUCUAUUGACAAAGCUGCGCGCCGAUCUGCGUGUCUCAUUUCCCAGCUUUGUGCAGGAAUUUGUGGCCACGCCCUCGGAUGGCAUCAGUCAUUUGCUGGAAGUGCUGCGUGCCAUACAAAUGGCCCAAGCGAGCAACGCCAGCGCUCCACUGGCCAAUGCCAUGCCCCGCAAUCCACAGAGUUACCAGCGACGUGCGCUGCUCGACGAGCUCUCCUGCCUACAAUGCCUGAGCAUUUGCUGUUCCCGCUCCUUGGAUGCCAUAGCGCGUUUGGGCAGCACGCCGGUAGGACUGAUGCCGCUGGCAUCCUCAGCCACUGGACAAGGCAUACGUGGACGCAUAUUGGCGCUGCAGCUGCUCGCUGCCGCCUGCGAUCGCCAGCCCUUUGGCCAGGGCAGUGGUAGCCAGAAGAUUAGCGCUGCUGGUCACACCGCCGUCUCGGAGGCCAUGUCCACGCUGCGACUGCGCUGCAGCGAGCCAGUGCGCUUCCGCCUGCUCAUUGGCAUACUGAACAGUGGCGGCGGUUCCGGUGAACUGCAAUGCGCUGGUGUCAAAUUCCUCAACACAUUCAUUGAGAGCGCUGUGAGCUUGCAGCAGCGUCUCUACAUUCAGGCGGAGCUCUGUCAGGCGGGUCUGGAGCCCAGCACGCUGGCACGCACCAUAAGCUCAUCCUCGCCUUGGCUGGAUGCGCUGCGCAACGAGCUUAAGCGCUUCAAUGAGCUGCACAUUGAUGUAGACAAGAUCAUGGCGCAGGCAAGGGAUGCGGAUCGCGUGCGCAGUCAAAUGGUCAUAUUGGAGCGACGCGUGCAAAUACUGCAUGAGGAGAAGUCCGUGCUCACGUCCAUGGAGCGACGCCUGCAGGAGCGCUGUGCGGAGUUGCAGCGUGAGAUCUUCCGGCUGCAGGGCGCGCAGGAAUCCAAUUUCAAGCCCGUAGAGGCGCAUCAGCCCAUAGCGCUGCCACGCCAAGUGCCACCGACAGGGGCCAAGCAAAGCGGCUCGGAGCAUGAGGACGAAGGCAUCAGCAGCUCCGAAACUGGUGCCUCUCUGAGCCCUGUGCCCAUACUGGUGCUGCCUGCCAAGUCCAAGCAUCACAAACAGUCGCGUCAGACCAAGCUGGAUGACGAUGAUGCAGCAACCAUAGAAGAUGCCAUUGGUCAGCUGGACAAUAUAGUCAAUGAGGCGGAGAAGCAGCUAUGCAGUCAUGCCAUCAAGCUGCCACAGCGUAUGGCAGAGCAGGAGCAGGAAAUCGUGCCCGUCAACAUAGUUCCACAGCCGCCGCGCAAGUCCCGCUCACUGGCCCAUCUGGUGCAACGCACCGACUGCUCGGAGCAGGAGGGCUCACAAUUCGGCAUGCUGGUUACAGCUGAUGCGGCGACCGUGGAGCGUCUGGCCGCUAUGCAGAACUUCUUCGAUGAGGUGGACUACGAUGCGCCUGAAACAGAUCAGCCAGUUGCCUACUCUGCAGACAUGGGCGACGCAGAGGCCAAUGCCACCGCUACCGCCUAUAAUGCGAGCACCAAUCGAGAGCUACUGGAUGUCAUCAUGAAUGCGCGACAUGAUGAGCAUGAUCCCACCAUGCUGGCGUUGCGCAACAGCAGUCAGGAUGCUGCCGCCAAGGCAAGUGCAGGGCCAGCGCCUGCGCCGCCCGCACAGCAUUUCAAUGGCGUCUUCUUUAUGACGGGCAUGAACACACCACAAAAAUACCCCAAGCCGGAUCUCACAGCGGCCAUCCAAGCGCGUCGCGUCACCAAGAAUGUGGAGCGCCUAGAGGCGGCCUUUGCCAGCUCCAGCGAUGUCCAGGCGGACAUGGUGCGCGAGAAGUCGCGCAGCAAUCAACAGAUCUACUUUAGCAGCAAUCCCGCCAUGAGAUUGCAUGAUUAUCCCGCUGCUGCUGCCCAAGCACAAGCCGGCAAUGUCUCGGCGCGCACGCGGUCCUAUACACAGGGCUCUAAGGUGACGGAUCUGGCUUCCGGCUUGUACUAGCCCCCACAUAGCAAUCCAGCUUCUGUGCAAUAUAUAAAACACUCCUAGGUAUAAAUAACUCAAAAUACAUUCACUCCAUCAGAUUAAAUAAUAUAUUACAUAAUUCUACUCGUAGCACCUACUUACCAUAAGCUAGAUAAAUAGUAUUUUAUAGUAUAGCUUUGGUGGCAGCUCCAAUCGGGUCCAUAAUAAUAUAUACAUAUGUUUGUGUAUACAUUUUUUACACUUGCUUAUUA